Cajanus cajan (pigeon pea) is the source of this 1961-nucleotide messenger RNA. RefSeq names its product beta-glucuronosyltransferase GlcAT14B. Gene Ontology annotation, molecular function: glucuronosyltransferase activity. Gene Ontology annotation, cellular component: membrane. Lineage: Eukaryota; Viridiplantae; Streptophyta; Magnoliopsida; Fabales; Fabaceae. The record is from RefSeq and is a predicted model, not a curated record.
AGUAUUAUUACCAUUACACGCGUCUCUCACUCUCUUUCUUUCUUUCUUUCUCUCUCUCUCUGUCUGUCCGUCCUUGUGACAGAAACAGUGAAACCCGGCAAAGGAGUUGUAUUGUAUUUGUAACAAAGUUGGUGAUAUCGGUCCCUUUGUACCUAGUUCACCUAUGGAGACCAACAACAGCAAACAGCAGAAGAAGAAGUGGUUUCUGCCGCUGGUGCUGUCUCUACUCCUCUCCACCCUGCUCAUACUCUUUUCCAUCUUCGUCUCCUCCGAUUCCUCCUCCCUGCUCUAUCUCUACCGUACACGUGGCAGAGUCGAUGAGCCUCGUUUCGUGGAGUCCAAGCUGAGGCUGUCGUCCACGUCACCCAGGGACUCGGUUCCCAGGAUCGCGUACUUGAUCUCGGGCUCAAUGGGCGAUGGCGAGACUCUGAAGAGGACGCUCAAGGCCCUUUACCAUCCCAGGAACCAAUACGCUGUGCACUUGGACCUCGAGGCUUCUCCCAAGGAAAGAUUGGAGCUUGCCAACUUUGUCAGGAACGAGCCUCUCUUUGCCCAACUGGGUAAUGUUAGGAUGAUUGUUAAGGCCAACUUGGUCACUUACAGAGGACCCACUAUGGUCACUAAUACCCUCCACGCUGCCGCUAUUUUGCUCAAGGAAGGUGGUCUCUGGGAUUGGUUCAUCAAUCUCAGUGCCUCCGAUUACCCCUUGGUCACCCAAGAUGAUCUGCUGCAUACACUGUCAUCAAUUCCAAGACACCUUAACUUUAUUGAGCACACCAGUGAUAUUGGCUGGAAGGAAGAUCAGAGAGCCAAGCCUGUUAUAAUUGAUCCAGCUCUUUAUAGUGUCAAUAAAUCUGAUUUAUUUUGGGUGACAGAGAAAAGAAAUGUUCCCACAGCAUAUAAGCUGUUUACAGGUUCUGCCUGGAUGAUGCUCUCCCGCCAAUUUGUUGAAUAUAUUUUAUGGGGAUGGGAUAACUUGCCUAGAAUAGUCUUGAUGUAUUAUGCCAACUUUCUAUCCUCCCCCGAGGGGUAUUUUCACACAGUCAUCUGCAAUGCUGAGGAGUUCCGAAACACUACUGUGAACCACGACCUCCACUUCAUAUCAUGGGACAACCCUCCAAAACAACAUCCACACUUUCUUACAAUUAAUAACUACAAGGGAAUGGUGGACAGCAAUGCUCCUUUUGCUCGAAAAUUUGGAAGGAACGAACCACUCUUGGAUAAGAUUGAUGCUGAACUCUUGGGACGAAAUGAAUAUGGUUAUGUGCCUGGCAGGUGGUUCAACCAAGCAAAUCUGAACAGCACCAAACCAUAUUCUUCCAUAAGAAAUAUUACUGAACUUAAGCCUGGCCCUGGAGCAGAAAGGCUUAAACGCCUUAUCAAUGGUUUAUUAUCAGCCGAAAAUUUUCACACAAAGCAGUGUUCUUGACACACAGGUUUAAGCACCUGCUAUGUUCAUUGCUGUUUUUUCAUCACCCAACAGCAACAGGCAAGCAAUUCCAAUGUCAACACAUGAAGGAUGUUUUUGAGACCAAACAGGAAAAUAUGAGGAGACAAAGCAGAAAACUUAUGGGAUCAUUUCUUCAGAGGUAAGUCUUACCGUCAACUUCUAUUUUUACACAAAUUUUAACGUGACCACACAUUUGUAGUCCAUAUGUAUCCAUUGAUUCACAUGAUAUAUUAAAUUUAAUGGAUGACAAUGACAGAGUCAUCAAUGCAAAAUUGUUGUACUCCUUAGAAUGUCUUUAUAGCAAAUAAGAGAUUCAAUUAUAUAAUACACGGGCAGAAUGCUUGCUACUGUUAGGUUGGAAGUAGCACAAAGUCCGUGAAAAGUACGCUCCUAGUCUUUUAUACAAGGACGUGCUCAAGUAGAUGCCACCUAUUCUGAUUUUCCUUUCCUCGCUCCGUUUUCUUGAGUUGUUAUUACCCUCAUGAAUCGAUGGUACAUUUGAUUUUUCUUU